This is a messenger RNA of Strongylus vulgaris, 696 nucleotides long. NCBI's taxonomy places the organism in Eukaryota, Metazoa, Nematoda, Chromadorea, Rhabditida, Strongylidae. The record is from the annotation of a GenBank genome assembly.
GGAUCAAUAUGUCUUCGUAACCGUUGUCGCUGUCAUCCUCACUAUAUCGAAGCAAACGAUGAAAAAGGCCGAAAUACUCGAUGCGUUCCACUUCCUGCCAAAGUGGGAGCUCCAUGUACCAAUAAAUGUCGAGAACCGUUAUUCUGUCGAAACGGCGAGUGUCAAUGCGUUCAAAGGGGUACAACUCGAAUAAGUAAUGGGGAAUGUGUCACGAGCUCGAGGGUUGGUGAUCGUUGUUCACGGCACUACGACUGUACAUCACCUUUCUCCGCAUGCUUAAAUUCCCAAUGUGUUUGCAUUUCUGGCACUAUUCAACAGGGGUCCCGCUGUGUAGCAGCUGCAAACUGUCCACUGGGCGGACUUCCAGGACAACGUUGUGUCAUCAAAACCGAACCAGCCUUGGGGUCCCGCUGUGUAGCAGCUGCAAACUGUCCACUAGGCGGACUUCCAGGACAACGUUGUGUCAUUAAAACCGAACCAGCCCUGGCUUUCAAUCUGCCAUCCGAUCAAGAUGAUUGCCCAGUAGGCCAAUACUGUGUAACAGCCGCAGAUACACCAGUUGGGCAUUGCUGCCCCGUUGUAUGCCCAUUGGCAACCCAUGUUGAUACGAGAUACACCUGCGAUCCAAAUGCGACACAGCCAUUAAAAUGCCCAAGCGAUACGCAUUUUUGUCAUUACCUAUCAGGUAUCGUUUGA